This is a messenger RNA of Orbicella faveolata, 2804 nucleotides long. Its product is annotated as G protein-coupled receptor 161-like. The record is from RefSeq and is a predicted model, not a curated record. NCBI's taxonomy places the organism in Eukaryota, Metazoa, Cnidaria, Anthozoa, Scleractinia, Merulinidae. Gene Ontology annotation, molecular function: G protein-coupled receptor activity. Gene Ontology annotation, cellular component: endosome; signaling receptor complex; plasma membrane. Gene Ontology annotation, biological process: G protein-coupled receptor signaling pathway.
UAACCAGGGGUAAGAGGAGAAUCUAGAAGCUAAAAAUAUCUCUGUGUUCUUUCAGACAAAGCACAACACUGGAACACUCAACACAAGCUUGACAGUCAAGCAAAUGUUUGACGACCUCCUCAAUCAAAUUCAUCACUCCUUAUGAGGUUGUUGGCGGAUGACGCAAAGACGACGAAAAUAAGCAAGGAAACGUGUGUUCAAGCAGAAAAAAAAGGAUUUAAAAUUUUUGCCAUCGCCAGCAGCUGGAAUAUCGAAAUAUGAAGAUGGUGGCCGUGGCUUUGUUCUCAAUUCUCGAUGCGGUCGCGGCUUUGAGCAAUUUCGCUGUUCUGUGCCUCAUUCUAACAAGAACGUCCAUGCGAACAGUCAGCAAUUUAUUCCUCGUUGGUUUGACAUUGACACAGCUUUUCAUGACAGCCUUGGUUAUUCCAUUCUCGAUUGUCACUUUCUCGCAACAGUCGUGGCAGUUUAGCGACGGAUUUUGUCAAUUUCAGGGGUUUUUAACCAUUUUUCUUUCAAUUUCAUCUGCUACCUUCAUUUCUGUUAUUUCAGUGGACAGAUUCUUUUCCUUAGCAAACCCGAUGAGUCAUGCAGCAAAUAUCACAGCAAGACAUGUCCUUUUCGCGUCUAUAUUCAACUGGUUACACUCUUUAUUUUGGGCCGCGUUUCCUCUCUUCGGACUUGAAGGACUUAAAUAUAACUACGUUCCUGCGAAAAAUGGCUGCCGAUUCCGCUGGGAUCUAAAAGGCUCCUACUUCAUUUAUUAUUAUUUCGUCGCCAUGGAAAGCUUUCUCCUCACAUUCUUCACGAUGUGUUUAAUGUACUUCAAAAGUUUCCAAACUGCUCGAAAAAGCGCGCUGCAGGUCCGACCGGGCAAUAUUCAAAUCCAGGUCUUACAGAACGGCGAGUUCACCUCCGUAGCGCAAACAAACAACAACUUUCAAAGUUUGAAAGCAAACUUAACCUUAACGUUGAUCAUUGGGUCGUUUAUGAUCUCUAGAGGUCCGCUGGCGAUUUUUAACAUUGUAACCAGCUUUACCAGUGAAGGAUAUUUUUCAACACUGACAGAGACAAUUGUGUCGUUCAUGCUGUUUCUUGGUCCAUUGUUCGACGCGCUCGUUUACGUUUUUUUAAAUCGAAAGCUUCGUAAAGAGGUUUUUCUAAUUCUGCGGAAAUGUUUCAAGAAAAUUGAUGAAGAAGAAGAGCCUAAAGAUAUUGUGGACUACUUGAGGACGCUCACAGAUAAUUACGUAUCUAAGCGAAAUUCAUCGACAGACAUCGAGGAGCAUUGAGGGGAAAAUUCUGAACACUUUAUAUUCACGACGAAAAUAACGAUUACGCAAAAAGGCAAGAUGACGAGGUGAAUUCAUCUCGUUUGACGAAAAAAAAAAUGUAUAUUCUUCUGUAAAUUUUUCUGAUUAGCAUGGCUAUUACGGAUAAACUGAAAAACAGCCGAUGAGAUAUAAUUCUAUUACCAUGAUAAGGGACAAAAUAGAGUAGGAUUACUGUCGAUUCUUGAUAUGUUUGUAAUAAUAUUUCUCAAUACCAGAAUAUAACUAAUUUCCAUCUUUUUCUCGUAAUCAUAAUUCCUUCGAAUUUUUAUUUCAAAAGGGGUGAAAAUCCACUUUUGUAAAGAGUAUUGUAAUUAUGGUAAAAUUAAAAUCCUGUCUUCAAAUGCGGGAAGGCGUCAUACUCCAAAAUAUGCAUAUUAUGUAAAAAUUCGACUUACUAUUUCAAGACUAUUACCGAGAAAAUCUAUGUUCAUAAAUAUUUGCAUUUUUUAGUUUCUUCCUGGAAUAAAAUAGCAACUAAAAAUAACGAAGUUUUCAAUUCUAUACCUUACUUCUGAAAUCUUGAAGGCAAAAUAUAGAUCGAAGAAAAAGAAUAAAAAGUACAAGUUUUUCAGUGCGUGGGGUUUUCUAAGUUGAUAAUUCCGCCUUUUAGUCUAAAACAAAAAUAAAACAAACAGCUGGGCAUGACUUGUUUUAUUUGGGAAAAUUACGAAUAAAUCUUGAAUUUUCAAGACGCUGGCAUAUUCCAGUUCAAAUCACUAAUAUUUUCUCGGCAAACCGAGAAUUUUUUUUCAUUUUUUAUUUUUAUUUUAGACUAUUCCAACUGUUUGUCAAAUCUAUACUUGAGGAUUCUUAGACCGCAAAAAUUUUCACAAGAAACAUUCACAGAGAUACCUGGGGUAGAUGUUUGUACAUGUAUUCGACGGUUUAAUUAAAAGCCAACAAAAUGUUGCAGAAAAGCGCCAAAUGUAAACAGUCACUUAUUUCAAGAUGUAUGGAACAAAUGAUCGCAUACCAAUUAUUAGAACAGGUAAUCGCCAAUGUGUCGUGGUGUGUUCACCGAUCUUAAGGUUACCUUGGACCUUCGCGGGUGUCCUUACUAAAAAAAAUUGUCAGAUGUUGCUUCCAGCGAAUUGUCGGGUAUCGAUUUUGGCCAUACAAAAAAAUUAAUUUCAACUCGCUGGGGCUCUAUUCUUAGUGGUUGCUUUGCUCUGUCAAAUUAAGUUAUCAAAAAUUUACUGAUGCGAGUUAUACGUCAAAGGCCCCUUGCGGGAGAUCGUUUGCAAAAAACGAAAAUCCCUCACAAGGUUUUUUUCAAGAUGUCUUAGCAAUCCUCUGGCGUAAUUUUGUGGCAAUCCGUCAUAUUUGCAUACUCCAUAAAUUCAGUCAUAGAGGAGACCCUCGCGUAAAAACAAUGUCCGUCCUUUUUUUUCUUUGCUUCAAAAUGUUUAUGAACAUUUCUCUGACCGCACGAGCAAUUUGUUGCUUAGUUACUCAGGACACCCAUAAGUUGAU